ACAGAACAAAUAAACUCCGAGUGCAAUCAACAUUCAACAUAAAAUCAAAUAGACAUUGCCAUUGAAAAAAUAAUUGAUUUCAUCACCAACUCUUUUUCGCCUCGCUGAAUAAAUAAUUCUUUUCAAUUUUGCUUCAAAUUAGGGUUGUUAGACCUGGGACUCGGCUAAUAUUUUAGCGCGAAAACCAGUGUCAAUUUGGAGAAUCUCAUCCACCGCGAGGGAAUUUGAAGACAACGACCAACCGACAAAACACGACACCGCCCUCACCAAAUAACGAAGGUAGAGCAUAUUGAUUUUUUGUACGCCUUUUCGAAUUCAUUCUGACAUUUUAUCCAGGACACAAUGUCGACCUUCGAGCCAGUCGUAAGUGCUCAAUCCUUUAUCCAUGGCAACCAAUACACAAUUCAAUAUUGCGCGACAAAAACGAUUGGAAAUAGUACUUUUGGGUUCAGCGACAAGAUGGAAUACGACUAGGAACGAAUUGCUGAUGUUGGACUUCUUCUAUUAGAUCACGAUCGAUGCCAAGGGUCACCUUCUUGGUCGACUCGCAAGCACUGUUGCAAAGCAGUUGCUUAACGGCCAGAAGAUCGUCGUUGUACGAUGUGAGGCCUUGAACAUCUCCGGAGAGUUCUUCCGUGCGAAGCGUACGUUUUACCUUUAUUUGAGUGCGAUGGAAUUGAAUAUGAUGGAUUCGAUGUUGCGCAUGAAUGGAAUGGAUAAAAAUGAUGGAAGGCUGAUUCAAUUUCGAUAAUAGUCAAGUACCACGCCUACCUCCGAAAGAUGACCAGAUACAACCCAACCCGUGGAGGUAAGAUUUCAAACCCCGUCAAUUGCAAUUGCAAUUGAUCGCAUUCGAUACUUGGGAGAUAUCCUGACUUUCUUCGAAUAGGUCCUUUCCAUUUCCGUGCCCCAUCCAGAAUCUUCUACAAGACCGUCCGUGGUAUGAUUCCUCACAAGACUGCCCGUGGUGCCGCCGCCAUGGAGAGACUUAAGGUUUUCGAGGGUGUUCCACAACCAUACGACAAAGUCAAGCGCGUUGUCGUUCCCCAAGCUUUGAGAGUGUUGAGAUUGAAGCCUGGACGCAAAUACUGCACUGUCGGCAGAUUGAGCCACGAGGUUGGAUGGAAAUACCAAGAUGUUGUUGCUAGGUUAGUGAAUUCAUUGGAGUUGGGUUGAUGGCGGAUUCUCGGAGCUGGAUACUAAUACGGAUCAUCACAGACUUGAGGAGAGAAGAAAGGUUAAGAGCGCAGCAUACUACGAACGCAAGAAGGCAGCACGCAAGCAGCUCUCAGAAGCCCAGAAGUCCGCCAAGAUCGAUGAUAAGACCAAGUCUGAGUUGGCUGCUCUCGGAUAUUAAAUAUCCUGGACCUUAUUUGAUGUGAUUUUGCGCUGCUGGGUGGAUGGAUUGGGUUGUUUAAACGGUUUCUUCUUUUCAACAAUAACAACGUCAAUGCUUUGUUCGACCAAUUACUGGGAGAUCUCAGGGCCUGGUAUUCAUUUACCAUACACGAUAUUGGGAAAUGCUACGACGACAAGGAGUCUGACGCAGCAAGGAACUUUGAUGUGUAUUGCUUCGGCUUACAUGCAGUUCAUAGCAAAAUGAAAGCCCAAGGCAUGAAUCAAAAAUGAACACAUUGCGGUUGGUCAUUGUGGAAAUGGAAGUUGAAUUGUGAAAAUUAAUAAUGAAAUCCAUUAGCUACAGUUUAUGAAUGAGCAUCGGUUUGGUACAAGUUACUUUAAUUCUUUGUGAAUUCAAAGAGCACAUGGCAGUGUUUUGGAGAGAAUUUGAUGACAAGAUCAUCAUGAUGUAAUUUAUGGAUACCUUUAACAGCUCGACUGAUAUACCCAGUAGGUAGACCAAAGAUUUCUAGACUUUG
Messenger RNA from Sclerotinia trifoliorum, 1877 nucleotides. The record is from the annotation of a GenBank genome assembly. NCBI's taxonomy places the organism in Eukaryota, Fungi, Ascomycota, Leotiomycetes, Helotiales, Sclerotiniaceae.